AUGAAUUCCAGCAUUGUAAGCCAUAAUGGGGCAAGGACAUUGAGCAACACCACCAGACUUCCACAGGACAUUAACGAAAGAGCGCUUUCAUUACUGCAGAAAAGUCGUCAGCAGAGACUUCUUUUGCAUAGAAAUGAAGACAGGAGACGAUAUGUAGCAUCGGAAGAACCUUCAAGAAUCGAAAGUCCUCUUCCAGCGGUCGCCAAAAUACGGAGGCGGAAAAGUGCGACGAAAAGGUACCGUCCCAGUGAUCAGGCGCUGCAGGAAAUCCGAAAAUAUCAACGCAGUACAGAUCUUCUAAUAUCCAAGAUGCCGUUUGCUCGUCUCGUUAAGGAGGUUACGGAUCAGUUUACUACCGAGGAGCAGCAGCUGAGAUGGCAAACCAUGGCCAUUAUGGCACUUCAAGAGGCGAGCGAGGCGUAUUUAGUGGGACUUUUGGAACACACCAACUUGUUGGCCCUUCACGCGAAAAGAAUCACUAUAAUGAGAAAAGACAUGCAACUGGCACGCAGGAUUCGUGGCCAGUACAUCUGA
This is a messenger RNA of Lachancea sp. 'fantastica', 534 nucleotides long. The record is from the annotation of a GenBank genome assembly. NCBI's taxonomy places the organism in Eukaryota, Fungi, Ascomycota, Saccharomycetes, Saccharomycetales, Saccharomycetaceae.